AUGACAGAACUCAACGCCCACUUGACAUCAUCAGAAAUGCCGCCCAAGUCCGCCGUCGCUACCGAGCGGCUCAAGAAGGAAGUAGCAGCUCAAAAGACACGCGAAGAAGCUCUUAAGUAUCUACAGACCACAUGUAGUGGACCAAGUCAGCGAGAAUUGACGCAGCAGCAGCAACUUAGACAGAAACAGGCAGCCAAUACCACGUCUCUUAUGGCUCAGCGUCGAGUGCUUGGUGCGCAGCCUCGGGAGCCGUCAGCAGCUGACAAGUAUGACCCUCGAGUAAGAGACAACACGCUGCAUGCAGUAGCAUUGCGGCAUGCACACGAGAUCCAGAAGAUGCAUCAGAUUAAGCAGAUGACGGAGACGUACCGACUGGAAUCAAGGACGACAGAAUAUAACGGCCUACCUCAAGGAUGGCAAGAAGUUGUAGACCCCGUCUCGGGCGACUUAUAUUAUUGGAAUGAGGCAACCAAUGAAACGGUAUGGGAGCGACCUGAAAGCUCGACGACUCAGAUGAAUAUCGUGAAAAAUGCGGAGUCCAAGACUGGUGACGGGAAAUUGGCCGAUGGAUGGAAAGAAGUGCCUGAUGCCGCGAGUGGUGACAUUUACUACUGGAAUGAAAAGACGAACGAGACGACGUGGACACGACCUGUUGCGCGGAGUGUAUCAUUAGUACAAGCUAUUGAGGCGAAAGCAAAGCUUGACAGUAUUCUAAGAGAUUGUGGAAACACGCAAGCAGUCAAAACGUGCUCGGGCGCAAUUGGGAAACCUGAUGAGAAAACGACCAGUCGACCAUUACCAUUGUGUUAG
Peronospora belbahrii is the source of this 810-nucleotide messenger RNA. The record is from the annotation of a GenBank genome assembly. Lineage: Eukaryota; Oomycota; Peronosporomycetes; Peronosporales; Peronosporaceae.